This is a messenger RNA of Striga asiatica, 2756 nucleotides long. The record is from the annotation of a GenBank genome assembly. Lineage: Eukaryota; Viridiplantae; Streptophyta; Magnoliopsida; Lamiales; Orobanchaceae.
GUGAAGUAGAACUAUACGAGGGUUUCUUUUGUCAUUACACACCUAAGAGCAACAGUGCAACUUUAUUCGUUGUCGCUCUCCGUCCCUCUCAAAAACCCCCAAAUCCUGACACCCAUUCUCUCACAUUCGCUGUAAGGCAAAUUAGGGUUACGCCUCGGAUCCGACCGUCGCCGAUGGCCGAUAUUCUAAACGCCUCCGAGGAGGACCUCGACCGUCGCCGAGAAGAAAACACCAGCACCGACAAGGCCUCCGUCGCCGCGCCUGUCGACGCUGGUCCCGACGCCGCAUCGCCGCCCCUCCCUCCGCCACCGCCGCCGCGAAGAGGCGUCCGAGACCGUGGGCGCGAAUCCAGAGAGCGUCGUGACGACAGGGACUUUGACCGGCCCCCUCGGCGUGAGUACUAUGACCGGAAUCGAUCCCCGCCUCCACCGCCGCCACGAGAGAGGGACUAUCACAAGCGCGGCAGGCUGAGCCCCAGCCCUCCGCCUCCCCCUUACAGAGACCGACGUGGAGGGGGCCCGCAUUCUCCGCCUCCAAGGAGAUCGCCCCCGUUUCCUCCAUACAAGAGAAGGAGGGACGAUGUUUAUGAUGGAAGGAGGGGAAGUCCCAGAGGAGGGCGUGGGCCAGGGGACCGAAGAUUUGGGUAUGAUUAUCCUGGUGGAUACGAGCGUGAGACUGGAGGCAGAUAUCAUGCUGAAAGGCCUCAUGGUCGCUACAUGGGCCGUGGUGGCUAUCAAGGUGGUCCAUCUGAAUGGGGUUCUGGUCGUGGUGGUUUUGCUGACGCUUUUAACGUGGGACGAAUGCAAAGGGAAGGAAUGAUGUCUUAUAAGCAGUUCAUUCAGGAGCUUGAAGAUGAUAUAUUACCAGCUGAAGCAGAGCGCAGGUACCAAGAGUACAGGACAGAGUAUAUAUCGACCCAGAAAAAAACUUAUUUUAAUGCCCAUAAGGAUGAGGAGUGGUUAAAAGACAAGUAUCAUCCUACAAAUUUGAUUGCUGUUAUUGAACGGAGGAAUGAACUUGCAAGGAAAUUAGCAAAGGACUUUCAACUUGACUUGCAGAGUGGGACUUUGGAUGUAGGUCCCAGUUUUAGUACUUCAUCAAACAAAGCUGAAGAGCCAGGUGAGCCUAAUUCGGAAGACGAACCAGAUGCCGCUGGUAAACAAAGGCGGCCUGGUCGUGCAGGUGCCAAAGAACCUGAUAGUUUGUCUGCCCCAAAGGCCCACCCCAUAUGUACUGAGCCCAGACGAAUUCUAAUCGAUAUCGAACAAGCUCAGGAUCUUGUACGGAAACUCGACACUGAGAAGGGAAUCGAGGAUAAUGUCUUGUGCAGAGCUGAUAACAGCAGAACAGGCAGAGAUAAGUCGCAUGGGAGUUCGAGUGGUCCUGUUGUCAUCAUACGUGGACUGAAUACAAUCAAAGGCCUCGAGGGUACCGAGCUUCUGGACACCAUUCUCACUUAUCUUUGGCGCGUUCACGGGGUCGACUAUUAUGGGCUGGUUGAAUCGAAUGAGGCGAAAGGCCUACGUCAUGUGAGGCUGGAAGGCAAGAUUUCCGAGAGUGCCGUUAACGGUAGUGAGUGGGAAAAGAAAUUAGAUUCCCGGUGGCAGGAGAGGCUGAAGGGUUCGGAUCCUUUGGAGAUUAUGACUGGGAAGGAGAAGAUAGAUGCAGCUGCUGCUGAAGGUUUGGACCCAUACGUCCGCAAAAUCAGAGAUGAGAAAUACGGGUGGAAGUAUGGGUGUGGGGCAAAAGGCUGUACGAAGCUUUUCCAUGCUGCUGAGUUUGUUCACAAGCAUUUGAAGUUGAAACACCCGGAGCUUGUGACGGAACUCACAUCGAAACUGUGUGAGGAGCUGUAUUUUCAGAACUACAUGAAUGAUCAAAAUGCACCUGGAGGGAUGCCCAUCAUGCAGCCGUCCUUGAAGGAGAAGUCGCAGAGACGAAGGCCUGGCAUGGAUAAUAGAUUAAAAGAUGAAAGGGGAAACACUUGGGAAAGGGAUGGUCGUGCCAAUAGCAACGGACGAUUUGAUAGGUCCGAAAAUCCUCAGUCUGGUGAUUUCGCCAAUGGCAAUGGGGACAAUGCAGAUGAGUCUAUGUUUGAUUCGUUUGGUGGGCAAGGUAUUCCAGUUGCGGCCUUCCCUUCGGAUAUAGCUCCCCCUUUGCUGAUGCCUGUUCCUGGUGCUGGUCCACUGGGGCCUUUUGUUCCUGCCCCUCCUGAAGUUGCAAUGCAAAUGUUGCGGGACCAAGGAGGUCCGGGCCCAUUUGAAGGCGGCAGAUCGGGACCCCCAUUAAGUGGAUCGUCUUCAAUAAUUGCCUUGCCGUCCACUCUUCGACAGGAUCCUCGGCGUUUGCGUAGUUAUAAUGACCUAGAUGCUCCAGAUGAUGAAGUCACUGUGAUAGACUACCGGAGUUUAUAGGAGAUUGGUCCAAUUAGAAACGAGAGCUCCCUUUUUUUCUCUAUUAAGUGCAGGUACAAAAGCAGCAGAUUUUGUGGUCCAUAUAGAUGCAAUGCUGGUCAAGCUAACUCAGUUUUCUGUUACUUUAUUGUGAUAUUACGUAAGUAUGCAGCCAGAUAUGUAGAGAACUUGGAAACUCUGGGUGGGGUUGAAAAAUUCUGGAUGCCUCUUACACGGUCAGAGGGGUGUUGGCAUUGACUAUUAUCAGCAAAAGCAGACAAGGGGAGGAUUGUUUUAAACUAAGCUCGUACUAAUUACUUUGUUAGUGUAUUUGGCUGCAUAUGUUUGUGCUAUAAUUUAUUU